Molecule: messenger RNA, 3934 nt
Organism: Apis dorsata (giant honeybee)
Lineage: Eukaryota; Metazoa; Arthropoda; Insecta; Hymenoptera; Apidae
Gene: Nmdar2
Product: glutamate receptor ionotropic, NMDA 2B
Exons: 19
Coding region: 283-3534 (1083 amino acids)
Biological process (GO): modulation of chemical synaptic transmission; monoatomic ion transport; synaptic transmission, glutamatergic
Cellular component (GO): plasma membrane; postsynaptic membrane
Molecular function (GO): transmitter-gated monoatomic ion channel activity involved in regulation of postsynaptic membrane potential; NMDA glutamate receptor activity
Source: RefSeq, a predicted model, not a curated record
GUCCUCUCUCUCCUCCAAAUCGCGAGAAGACGAAUGGAAUGGAAACGUACGUGGCCGACACAUAUUCGAUCUCGAGCAUGAUGCGAUGAUGAGGGUUCGCGAGAGGGCAAGGGAUGUCCGCCCGGCGGGGCUGAGGCUGUCUCCACCCUCGUGAACAGAAGGCGAGGCAAAGCGGGCGAGAAGAACCUCGAGAGCCCGUUGAAAAUUCGCUCCCAUCUGGUGGCGAAAGAAGAAAACGAAAACGAAAACGAAAACGAAAACGAAAAGAAAGGAAGGGAGAAAAUGUGCGGAUUCCUGUACGCCCUCGUGUUACUUCUGUCGGUGGUCGACUGCCUGCAGACCAGCGGCGUGACGAGGGGGGGCAGCGGUAUUCAGAUAGGGACCAGCGAUCGCAGCGCGUUCGGGAAGGCUACAGGAUACGGGGGGCGUGGCCACUCGGGCGUGAAACUCGGCGAGGCGAGAUUUCCCAAUUCGACUAGGCAGAGACCGUACACCACCCCCUCCUCGACCACGACGUGGUUCACCUACGCGCCACCGUCGGCCGACAAGAACGGGUACAACAGCACCUUGAAGGUGGGCAUGAUGGUUCCUCACAAGUCCUUCGAGGUGAGGGAGUACACGAAAGCGGUGACCUCGGCUAUCCACACGUUGCAGAAAAGCAAAGGGCGGAAAUUGAGACUUUUCGAGCGGUACGACAUCCACGUGAAGGUGGCGAUGAAAUCGCUCACGCCGAGCCCGACCGAGAUCUUGAAAUCGCUGUGCAACGACUUCCUCCCGAAAAACGUGUCGGCCAUCUUGUACCUGAUGAACUACGAGACGUACGGGCGCAGCACGGCCAGUGCCCAAUACUUUCUCCAGCUUGCCGGUUACUUGGGGAUUCCGGUGAUCGCGUGGAACGCGGAUAACUCGGGAUUGGAGAGAAGGGCGUCGCAGAGUAAUCUGCAGUUACAGCUGGCGCCAUCGUUGGAGCAUCAAACGGCCGCCAUGCUGAGCAUCCUCGAGAGGUACAAGUGGCAUCAAUUCAGCGUGGUCACCUCGCAGAUAGCUGGCCACGACGAUUUCGUGCAGGCGGUUCGCGAGAGAAUAUCCGAGAUGCAGGACACCUUCAAGUUCACGAUAUUGAACGCGAUCCUGGUCUCAGAUAUGCGCAAUCUCAUGGAAUUGGUGAACAGCGAGUCGAGGGUGAUGCUUCUAUAUUCGACCAGGGAGGAGGCGAUCGAUAUAUUGGACGCUGCCCACGAUUACAAAAUCACGGGGGAGAAUUACGUGUGGGUGGUGACGCAGAGCGUGAUCGAGAAUCUCCAGACGCCCAGCCAAUUUCCAAUCGGAAUGUUGGGUGUGCAUUUCGACACGAGCACGGAAAGUCUGGUGAACGAGAUCACGACAGCAGUGAAAGUUUACGCGAACGGAGCCGAGAAUUUCUUGAACGACCCGGCGAACAAGGAUCACACUCUGAACACCAAGCUGAGCUGCGAGGGAAGGGAAUCCAGGUGGAACACCGGGGAUCUGUUUUUCAAGUAUUUGAAGAACGUGUCCGUGGAGGGGGAUCAAGGGAAGCCUAACGUCGAAUUCACCCAAGAUGGCGUUCUGAAGUCGGCCGAACUGAAAAUCAUGAAUCUUCGUCCCGGGUUGAGCAAACAACUUGUUUGGGAGGAGAUCGGCGUGUGGAAAUCGUGGGAGAAGGAGGGGUUGGACAUCAAGGACAUCGUCUGGCCAGGCAACACUCACACGCCGCCUCAAGGUGUCCCGGAAAAGUUUUAUCUGAAAAUAACGUUCUUGGAGGAGCCGCCCUACAUCAAUCUCGCGCCCCCGGAUCCAGUGAGUGGAAAAUGUCUGAUGGAUCGUGGCGUUCAUUGCCGCGUGGCCAAGGAUUCCGACAUGGAUUCCGAGAUAGACACGCAAUCGGCCCAGAAGAACGAGAGUUUUUUCCAGUGCUGCAGCGGAUUCUGCAUCGAUCUUCUGCAAAAGUUCUCAGAGGAGAUCGGGUUCACUUAUGAGCUCGUCAGAGUGGAAGAUGGGAAAUGGGGCACGUUGGAGAAUGGGAAAUGGAACGGUUUGAUAGCCGACCUGGUGAAUCGGAAAACAGACAUGGUGAUGACAUCUCUGAUGAUCAAUUCGGAAAGGGAAGCUGUGGUCGAUUUCACGGUGCCGUACAUGGAGACAGGUAUCGCCAUCGUGGUGGCGAAGAGGACUGGUAUAAUAUCUCCCACUGCCUUCCUCGAACCAUUCGACACCGCGUCUUGGAUGUUAGUCGGGAUCGUGGCCAUACACGCGGCCACGAUAAUGAUACUUCUGUUCGAAUGGUUGUCACCAUCCGGUUUCAACAUGAAGGUAAACCCUUCAGACGCUGCGCAGAAACUAUUGAAGAAUCCAUCGCCCAACCAUCGGUUCUCCUUUUGUCGGACGUACUGGCUGGUCUGGGCCGUAUUAUUUCAGGCAGCCGUCCAUAUCGAUUCUCCCAGGGGAUUCACAGCCAGAUUCAUGACAAACGUGUGGGCGCUAUUUGCCGUGGUGUUUCUCGCCAUUUACACUGCCAACCUGGCCGCAUUCAUGAUCACGAGGGAGGAGUUUCACGAAUUCACGGGCGUGGACGAUCACCGUUUGGCCAAACCUUGGUCCCACAAGCCUAUGUUCAAGUUCGGUACGAUACCUUGGAGCCAUACCGACAGCACGUUGGCCAAAUACUUCAAGGAGAUGCACACGUACAUGAAGGAGUUCAACAAGAGCAGCGUGGCCGAAGGGAUCGAGGCGGUUAUCAGCGGAGAGAUGGACGCGUUCAUCUACGAUGGAACGGUCCUCGACUACCUGGUGGCGCAGGACGAGGACUGCCGGUUGCUAACCGUUGGAUCUUGGUACGCCAUGACCGGAUACGGCCUCGCCUUCUCCAGGAACUCCAAGUACCUGCAGAUGUUCAACAAACGUCUCCUCGACUACAGGGACAACGGGGACUUGGAACGGCUGAGGAGGUACUGGAUGACGGGGACGUGCAAACCCGGCAAAGAGGUGCAAAAGAGCAGCGAUCCCCUGGCGCUCGAACAAUUCUUGUCCGCUUUCCUUUUAUUAAUGAUGGGAAUCCUUCUUGCCGCUGCCUUCCUGCUAUUGGAACAUUUGUAUUUCAAAUACGUAAGGCAGCAUCUGGCGCGAAGCGACGGCGGCGGUUGUUGCGCGCUUUUCAGCCUGAGUAUGGGAAAGUCGUUGACGUUCCGCGGCGCGGUGUACGAGGCGCAGGAUAUCCUGAGGUACCACAGAUGCAGGGAUCCGAUAUGCGACACGCACUUGUGGAAGGUGAAGCACGAAUUGGACAUGGCCAGGAUCAGGAUACGGCAAUUGGAGAAGGAUCUUGAGGCUCACGGGAUAAAACCUCCCCAGGCCAAAUUCAUCGACGCCAUCGACGUAGCCAGACCCAGGGACAUGACCAGGAACCAUGUGGUCAGCACGGAAUACGCCAGCAAAUUUUUACCACCCGAGAUCUACAGGACCCCCGAGGACGGAACGGGCAGGACGGAAAUCGCCGAAAUGGAGACAGUUCUGUGAUCGUAGAGAGCCGGCCACGAUUGCCCAGCCACGUCAGCGCGAUCAUAAGCGUCCCCUGUGGAGCGGAAAAAGUCUCGCCUCCGCUUCCAAUUUCUCGACAACGAGUUUUCGCCUCGUGUUGCCUCCUCGUCGCCGCCGUCGCCGCCGCCGUCGUCGUCGUCGAGGUCUCUCCAUCCCUCGAAAAAACCCUCGAGAACUUCGAGGCUCGAAGGAUCGAAGAGGGUGGGAAUCAGUUUAUUAGAGGGGGGGGGGGAGAAAAGGGAAAGAAAACGCUUCGAGUUGCACGAGAAGGAACGUUCAGUGCCUAUGAAGAAUCGAGAAACAUCGAGAUCCACGAGAUCAUUCUUCUCAAAAUAAGAAAAAAGGGGAAAAAGAAAGUGAGAAGAGAAGAGAAAAGAGA